AUGGAGGACAACUGGGGGCCCCCCAACUCCAGCAUGCUGGGGGAGCCCUCGUUGCUGGUGGGGAGCAGCUGGGUGGCCGCUUUCCUCUGCUUCAUCAUCCUCCUCACCACGAUGGGCAACUUUCUCCUCAUCCUCCUCAUCGUCACCCAGCGCUCCCUCCGCAACACCUCCAACUACUUCCUGGUGUCCCUCUUCAUGUCCGACCUGAUGGUGGGGUUGGUGGUCAUGCCCCCAGCCAUGCUCAACCAGCUUUACGGCCGCUGGGUGCUGCAGGGUGACUUCUGCUCCCUCUGGUACUCCUUUGAUGUCAUGUGCUGCAGCGCAUCCAUCCUCAACCUCUGCGUCAUCAGCUUGGACAGGUACCUGCUCAUCAUCUCCCCCCUCAAGUACAAGCUGCGGAUGACCUCCUGCAGGGCCCUCUGGCUCAUCCUGGCUACCUGGACCUUGGCUGCGCUGGCCUCCUUCCUGCCCAUCAAGAUGGGUUGGCAUGAGCUGGAGUUCGAGGUCCAGGCCCUGAAUGUUACCUCCGCAGGGGAUGACAACCAGUGUCGGCUGCUGGUCAGCUUGCCCUACGCCUUGGUGGCCUCCUGCCUCACCUUCUUUCUCCCCUCUGCUGCCAUCUCCUUCACCUACUGCCGCAUCCUCCUGGCAGCCCGCAAGCAGGCGGUGCAGGUGGCUUCCCUCACUUCCAACGUGGCCACGGCCACCAUCGCCAAUGAGACCAUGCUGCAGGUUCCCUGUGCCCUGAGCCCACCUGUGGCCACCAGUGAGAGCAGGAGGUUCACCAACAAGCACAGCAAGAAGGCUCUGAAGGCCAGUCUGACACUGGGCAUCCUCCUGGGCAUGUUCUUCGUGGCCUGGCUCCCCUUCUUUGUCACCAAUGUGACGCAGGCAGUCUGCAGUUGUGUCCCUGCUGGCUUCUUCGAUGUCCUCACCUGGCUGGGGUACUGCAACAGCACCAUGAACCCCAUCAUCUACCCACUCUUCAUGAGGGACUUCAAGAGAGCCAUGGGCAAAUUCCUGCCCUGCUGUCAGCACUCGGGGGAGCCUCGUCCUAGCGCCAUCUCCCUCUCCAUGAGGAACUCCAACAGUGGAGCCCGUGCUGCCACAUCCCUCAAGAAUGUCCUCACCUUGCAGGCAGAGACAGACUCGGUGGAGUCUGGGGUGCUGGGGAAUGAGCACAACCUGCUGCCCUCCAGCCAUAGCCCCCGGGCUCUCCCAACCCCUAGCUGCUGUGAGGAGGUCAACAACCUCUUUGACACGGAGCCCCCAGACAUGGACAUGCAGCCCCAGUGCCUGGGCACCCCUGUGGCCUGA
Calypte anna (Anna's hummingbird) is the source of this 1317-nucleotide messenger RNA. RefSeq names its product 5-hydroxytryptamine receptor 6 (gene HTR6). Gene Ontology annotation, biological process: G protein-coupled receptor signaling pathway, coupled to cyclic nucleotide second messenger; chemical synaptic transmission. Lineage: Eukaryota; Metazoa; Chordata; Aves; Apodiformes; Trochilidae. The record is from RefSeq and is a predicted model, not a curated record. Gene Ontology annotation, cellular component: membrane; dendrite. Bases 1 to 1317 code for a protein of 438 amino acids. Gene Ontology annotation, molecular function: neurotransmitter receptor activity; G protein-coupled serotonin receptor activity. The transcript is spliced from 3 exons.